AGACCUAGAGCGCGGCCGUGCGUAGGGAGCGCGGCCUCCCGUGGCGCCCGGGCUCCCCGAGGCCGCGCUGCGAGCGGCGGCCCCGCUCCGAGGGGAACGUCCCAGGUGGUGACGGGCAGCAGCAACAGUUAGACCGCGUGCUUCUCUUCUCAAGGAAAGGUGUUCCAUUCCCUUUCACGACUGCGGUUUCCGAGCUCCAGUUUCGGAUACGACCGGGGAUUGAUACAACUCGAAAGAACCCCAAAAUGUAAUGCCUCCAACUUUUGAGAACCAGUGCAAUACAAGUCUUGCAUUAUUAAGUUAUUUAGGACUUUGCUCUGUGUGCUGAAGCUUACAAGAAAGCUCAACAUCAUUAUCUUAAGAAAUGACUACCCCAAACAAGACCCCACCUGGUGCUGAUCCAAAGCAGUUAGAGAGGACUGGUACUGUUAGAGAAAUAGGCUCACAAGCAGUUUGGUCUCUUUCAUCCUGUAAGCCAGGGUUUGGAGUGGAUCAGUUACGAGAUGAUAAUCUAGAAACUUACUGGCAGUCAGAUGGAUCGCAGCCUCAUUUGGUGAACAUCCAAUUUAGAAGAAAAACAACAGUGAAGACCUUAUGUAUUUAUGCAGACUACAAAUCUGAUGAAAGUUACACUCCAAGCAAGAUCUCUGUCAGAGUAGGAAAUAAUUUUCAUAAUCUUCAGGAAAUCCGGCAACUGGAAUUAGUGGAGCCCAGUGGCUGGAUCCAUGUUCCUCUAACGGAUACCCACAAGAAGCCCAUUCGCACCUUUAUGAUCCAGAUUGCUGUUCUAGCGAAUCACCAAAAUGGAAGAGACACUCACAUGAGGCAAAUCAAAGUGUACACCCCUGUGGAGGAGAGCUCCAUUGGUAAAUUUCCCAGGUGUACAACAAUUGAUUUCAUGAUGUAUCGCUCCAUCAGAUAAAAUUUCCUCAUGAGGAACAAUAAAGGUAUUUUUUCAUGACUGUUAUUUUUGGUAAGGUAUUCAGAUACUUAAAGAGCUGGGUUUACUUCAGUGUAAUUAUAUCUUUAUGUUUAUACUUUGUACAAUCUAGAAAUAAAGAUAAUCUUGUGUUACAGUA
This is a messenger RNA of Vidua chalybeata, 1079 nucleotides long. RefSeq names its product anaphase promoting complex subunit 10 (gene ANAPC10). NCBI's taxonomy places the organism in Eukaryota, Metazoa, Chordata, Aves, Passeriformes, Viduidae. The coding region runs from base 365 to 922 and encodes 185 amino acids. Gene Ontology annotation, biological process: protein K11-linked ubiquitination; anaphase-promoting complex-dependent catabolic process. The record is from RefSeq and is a predicted model, not a curated record. The transcript has 6 exons. Gene Ontology annotation, cellular component: anaphase-promoting complex.